This is a messenger RNA of Gongylonema pulchrum, 1326 nucleotides long. The record is from the annotation of a GenBank genome assembly. NCBI's taxonomy places the organism in Eukaryota, Metazoa, Nematoda, Chromadorea, Rhabditida, Gongylonematidae.
AUGGCAGGAGACGCUGACCAACCACCAAUUUCUUCGCUGCAACUGCGUCCUGCCCUGAAAAAAGCCGCUGACAAGCAGCAAAAGAAUCCGGACACCAAACCAAAGCACAUAAGACACGACUGCAUUAGACGUCCGGCGGAAACUGAGCAGGGUGUUGGUAAAUCAGCCCCGGCUCGACUAUCACAAAAGAAAAAAACCGUGGCAUUCGGUAGUACAAUAAACGUUUCUCAAACAGUAGAGGUGGAACAGCUGGACACGAAAAUGUUAGAAAUUCAGGAAAAAAUUGUUGAGCUUACUCGAAAAGAUGUGGAGCGAAGUGAUCAAUUUCUAAAACUAACAGAGAUGGUCAAGAAGCUCAUGGAGAAUGGGGCGAAAUGCAAUUUUUUGUCUGAUAGCAAAGAAGAGGAUGGCGGAAAGCGCAAAUCUUUGGUUGGGAGGAAAAAACAAUUUCGUGACAAAGAGAAUGUUUCACCAAGAAGAGACAAAUCUGCAACCAAGUCGCUUUGUGAUGUCAAGUGGGAAACUGUAAAACGGAAAUAUAUGGAAAAUGAAGAGUUCAAACGACUAGUGGACGAGGCCCUUAUGAAGUAUGGCGGAGACCAGAGUUUGGAUGUGGUUGCCGGAAAGCAGUGUAAACGAGAUUCCAUGAGGGCUCAGUCUCAUCAGCAUGAGCAGACGCUUCGACACGUUUCCUCAUCACCAGUAAUUCGUAGUACCACCCUAGUGACGAAGCAGAUGACUGUCGAGCAGAUUCGGAAAUGCGACAACUCGCCCUCACGAGAUGCCGCCUUUUCUUAUGACUCCAAAAAAUAUCUUGCAAGGCAUGGUAUCAUUUCCGCACUCGAUGAUGAUGAUGGUGAUGAUGAUGAAAGUGUGUGCGGAGCAGUUUUUGCUAAACGGUCUGAGUUACCGCUUUCUGAUUAUCAGCCGGGUAAUUCAAUGACUUACUAUUCGAAACGUGAAAAAUGCAAUAGCCGUGCAGCGACACUGUGGCCGAGUCUUCCACGAAAUUACGGUGCGGGUCACGAUUAUGGCAAGGAAAGGCAAUUUAAUGGGGGAAAAAGAUUGCCGGGAAUUGCCAUGAAUGAUGUAUUUUAUCAAAUUGAUCAUUUCGAUACGGACGAGGGUGAGAGUGUAAAUGAUAUCAUUGAAAUAAGUGAUGAUUCGGAAGAUGGGGAACCACCGCGUACAGCAAAUGCUGCUAAAAUACAAUCGUUUCGUGAAAUAAGAGCGUGGCGAGGGAACACCUUACGAACUUGGUCCAUUGUGCUGGGUAGUUUUUUCUAUCCGGAAGUGCGUGAAUCAUCUUACUGGCCGCCAUUUUAG